Rattus norvegicus (Norway rat) is the source of this 4769-nucleotide messenger RNA. NCBI's taxonomy places the organism in Eukaryota, Metazoa, Chordata, Mammalia, Rodentia, Muridae. The record is from RefSeq and is a predicted model, not a curated record.
AAUGCAUCCCACAUUUGUUCUUGUUUGGUUGGCAUCAAUUUCCUGCUUUUGGUUCAUUCUGAAUUUGCAAUCUGACAUGGUCACCUAUAAUCCUUGGACUUGGGAGUUUCUAGAGGGCAGAAACCCAAAGUCCAAACCUCCAUGUGGUGUACAAUGUGUCUGAUCAUCUGAUUCCUCUGGAGUUUGAAUUUUGUCUCUCUCCUGUGCACAAAGCUUGCUCCAGCCUAAAUGAUCAGUUUACCAUACUCCCAUUGGUGCUGCGCCAUCCUCCAUGGGUCCUCAAACACAGAUCUCAUUCCGUCUCCCCUUUAGAGCAUUAGAGCACUUGACAUAUUAUCCCACAGGGCACUCACAGAUCUUUCCAACAUGAAUCUUUUUUGCCUUUCUGUCUCAUGUCCCACCAGCCCUUUCUUCCUUUCUCCCCAACCCAAGCACAAGUAACUAACUACCUCUCUGGGAGAACUGGGCGCCUUACUAACAUGAGCCUUUGUGUGUUCUGGUUGAACCACCAAAGAAAUGUAUUAUCUGCCAGGUUAUAUACGCACCGAGAGCAUGGCUAGUGUUUUGUUCAUCCUAGGAUCUCUAUUUGUCUUAGUUAGAGUUUUACUGCUGUGAACAGACACCAUGACCAAGGCAACUCUUAUAAGAACAACAUUUAAUUGGGACUGGCUUACAGGUUCAGAGGUUCAGGCCAUUAUCGUCAAACCAAGAGUAUGGCAGCAUCCAGGCAGGCAUGGUGCAGGCAGAGCUGAGAGUUCUACAUCUUCAUCUGAAGGCAGCUAGUGGAAGACUGGUUUCCAGGCAACUAAGAUGAGAGUUGUAAAGCUCAAGCCCACAGAGACACACCUACUCCAACAAGGCCACACCUACUUCAACAAGACCCCAGCUUCUAAUAGUGCCACUCCCUGGGCCAAGCAUAUACAAACCAUCACACUAGUCUAAGAUCAGACCUGGCAAGGAAUGGAUUUCCAUGUCUGCUGGUCAGAGUCUGCUUCCCUGUGUGUGUGGAAGUACCCUCGGAGACAGAAGCGGUGCAGGGUAAUCCCAUGAAGCUGAGGUGCAUCUCCUGCAUGAAGAGGGAGGAGGUGGAGGCCACCACUGUGGUGGAGUGGUUCUACAGGCCUGAGGGCGGUAAAGAUUUCCUUAUAUAUGAGUAUCGGAAUGGCCACCAGGAAGUGGAGAGCCCCUUCCAAGGCCGUCUGCAGUGGAAUGGGAGCAAAGACCUGCAGGACGUAUCCAUCACUGUACUCAAUGUCACUUUGAAUGACUCUGGCCUCUACACAUGCAAUGUGUCCAGGGAGUUCGAAUUCGAGGCACACAGGCCUUUUGUGAAGACCACGAGACUGAUACCUUUGCGAGUCACUGAAGAGGCGGGAGAAGACUUCACCUCCGUGGUCUCGGAAAUCAUGAUGUACAUCCUCCUGGUCUUCCUCACCUUGUGGCUGUUUAUUGAGAUGAUCUAUUGCUACAGAAAGGUCUCUAAGGCCGAAGAGGCAGCACAGGAAAAUGCGUCUGACUACCUUGCUAUCCCUUCAGAGAACAAGGAGAACUCUGUGGUACCUGUGGAGGAAUAAUGUGGUGUGACUUGAGGUGAUGUACAGGCAUCUGGGAGGGUAAGGUGGAUGUGGAUGGCAUGUCAUACAAAUGUUGUUUGCCAUCUACAAUAGAAGUGACUUUCUAUUUGGUCUCUUCUGCAUAGCCAUCCUGUCCUUUGGGUACUUUAAGUUAUUGGUCAAAUCAUGAUGCCCUCCAUUAUGUCAAACCCUUCAGAAGCUGAAUUACUUUGGCCUAGAUAUUGAGCAACCCAAUUCACUUGCUCAUGAUAACAAAGGCAAAAUAAUUCUCUCAUUCCCCUCUUUAGUGUAUGUGUAUUUGGGAAUGGUUGCGCUGGACAUUCUCAGUGAGUUCUUCUAUUGUUGGUAGGUGAUCUGAGUGCUGAGGGACUGGAUAUCCCCAGUUCAGUGAUGCCAGCAAUAUCAGGAAGUGCCCCAGGUGUCCCAACACAUCCAUCUUUUCUAUUCAUCAACCACCAACCCAAUGUGAGAUUUUCACCUGACUUCCGAACUCUAUCAGAACUCUACACAUCUUUACCUUGCCUGAACCGAAGAGCCAACAUCUAUCUCUACACGGACUAAACCUCACUCUGUUCUUGCUUCCAACCAAGUAACUCCCAACUUAACUAGAGUUGUUCCCUAUGUUCCAAAUGAUUUAGACAAGUACUGGAGAGUAGUAUUACCUCUGCCCUGACUGUCUGUGACUGGGUCAUUCUCCACUGCAGCAAAAGGAUGGAUAUAAAUCGGAAGAAAGCCCUGACUAGUUUGUCUUAAAGCCAAAGCGUGCCACGUACGUACUUUGAUUCAUUGAAGUCAGUUUUUCCUGCUUCUCAGAGCGCCAGAAAGCAGCAUGCCCCUAAUGCUUGCAGGGACAUCAUCUGUGUGCACUGGAACGCUUUCUGGAGCUCAGUGUUUGGAGGCUGUAUCCCCAUAAUCCUGAAGACCUGGAGCAAACCCAGAACUUCCAGGAAGUCCCAAGGAAGGAUCCAGGACAGUUUCAGUAGGUCUCGAAAAUGAUAUAACACACUCCUGAUAUUGGAAACAUGGAUGAGUGACCUUUCUGGAUUGAAACUCCUCAGUUCUUCAUGUCUCAGUGUCUGUGGAUCAGUAUUAGUCCUCGUUUUACAGGAGGAAACUGAGACUCACACAAGGCUGAACAGGACAUUUAGGGGAUUAAACUGGGCCAGAGAUGACUUUCCUGCCACCAACCUCACACUCCCUGGGAUGAGAGGUAUUUUUGAGGACUCUAACAUUCAGCAUGCCAUUUGCCCAGCGGAAGCUGACUGCCACAGAUCUGAGGAACUGGAAACCAGGUAAGAAAACACAGACGGCAUGAGAUAGACUUCAGGAUUUCACACAAAGAUUUGUGAAUCUGAAGCAUCCUCCAGGAGAGACGGCACCCGAGGGCAAUAUCUCUGUGAUGAAAAAUGGUUUUAGUCUGAAAUGGACAGUCAACAGAGAGACAAAGAUGGGCGUGUAGCUUCUAAAUACCUCACCUGUAGAUGUCACGUUUGGGUACUGGUGUUUGUAAAGUCCCCCACCUCUACCCUCAUCCCCACCCAAGAGAACAGGGAACCAGUGACAAGAUGCUUAGUCAAUAUCUCUUUUUAAUGACUGUUCUAAAUGCAAUAUUCUUUAGCCCCUCCAGAUAGCAAGGGCAGAAGGCCUUAUGAUGUAUAAAAAGGUAAAAGUGAGACUCCAUAGGAGAAAUGUCCUCACCUCUGGGGAGAUCUGUAAGAAAGAACAUUCUCCACCCCUACCUGGCUUUGUAUGAAAAGCUCACCUUUCACUCCCAACAUUUCCUUCUUGGUGGAUGCCAGACAUGCGCUUUGGGAACCCCAUCCCACCCUACCUUUAUCUAGCUUGUUUAUACAUGGUGGCUUAUCUGGAAUCACAAUCGCAUUUCCUUAUAGGAGAUCAUGACUAUAACCUACAAGGCACGGCACUCACCAGCCAAUUAAAAUCUUUGCCAUCUCCAUUUCUUCCCAUAAUUCCACUUAGAAUCCUGGACUAGACAUGUGUGACUCUGGAGCCUUUCCUGGUGUGCUAUGGCUUACUAAAGGGCUUAGAAGAGUUCUCAAGGGCUAUAAUCAUCCAGAAACCCCAUUGUUUGUCUUGGUGCUGGGUAUUUGCCCGGACUGAUUCUCAAUAAUUUACUGAAGGUCAAACUAAGCUGAGUCUAGUUUUCCCCUUAUCCCUGCCUAACAGCUGUGAACUUGGUUACUCAGUUGGUCCUGAGAGCAUCUUGCCCUGUUGGCUUGGACGGUCAGCCAGGGGUUGUUACCGAGCCCCAAUCCCUAAGCGCUUGCUAUCUCAGGCUUUACUUUCAAUCUGUUUACACAUUAUUCUUUGGUUUCUCCACCCUCGGUCAACCGCACACCCCAGCUAUCUUUUGAGUUUCUGGGUUUGCUCUAGACAUCGAAAUAGAAUUGCAAGUAGAAAGGGAACUUUCCAGAGCAAGAUUAUGCUGAGAACGACAGGGGUGAGGUUAAAAGGCGUUAGGGCUAAGGUGAUAGCCCAGUGGGUAAAAUGCUUGCCACCCAAGCGUGAGAGUCUCAGUGUGAUCUCCAGAAUCCAUGUGAACAGACAGACAUUGUGGCACACAUUGGUCAUCCCAGAGCUGGGGAGGCAGAGACAGGAAGAUCUGAGCCUCACUAACCAGGCCACCUGGCCUAACUUACUUACUUGGCAAGCUCCAGGAGAGUGAGACGCUGUCUCAAAAAAAAAAAAAACACAAAUAAAAAAACCAACAAAGGUGGAUAGUGCCUGAGGAAUGACACCCGAGGUUGACUUCUGGCCUCCACAUAUACAUGUGCACAAGUUAAGGCCCAUAUUUAUAUUUACAUAAAGAUGCACGUGAGCAAUACACACACAUACACACACACCGAGAGAGAGAGAGAGAGAGAGAGAGAGAGAGAGAGAGAGAGAGAGAGAGAGAGAGAGAGAGAGAGAGAAAGCUUCCUCUCACUUGUUUUAUAAACGAAAAAGCCCUGGUUCUGUGACUUCACCCAGUCACUGCAAAUGUAUGUGACCAGGACCUUGGAGUGCCUGCUUAUCAUUCUGACCAUCCAAUCCCAUUGACUCAACGCUCUCUGUGUCAAGUACUAGGUUAGACUCUAGCUAGACCCCUUGGUCUUAGGCCUGUAGAAAUGUGCACAGGCCCAUGGUUCCAAUAAAGUCUCUCUGUUCGUGUCAAUAAAGUAUCUCUGAAGACCA